AUGGGUCGCUACGAGCUCGAGUAUCCCCGAGAUGCCACCAAUCUCAUCAAGCGUCACGGCGAGCGAGGCAGUUACGCCCUGGAAAAGAUUCACAGCCUCAUAAACUCCGCCCAGAUCCUCCAUGUCUCCUUCAAUCCCCCCGACUCGCCCUUCCCCGUCAUCCUUCCCAUGAUCGGCCAGAUGGGCUCCUUCGACCGCCCCAGCGCCUCCCUCGGCGACCCCCUUGACGUAUACCUCCACGGGUACGUCUCGGCGCGCAUCUUCAAUACCGGGCGCGCGGCAGGGUCUCAGGGCAUGCCCGUGUGCGUAGCAGCUUCACACGUGGAUGGCCUCGUCCUCGCUCUCUCGGCCUUUAAUCAUUCCUACAACUACCGCUCGGCCGUGCUCUUCGGCCACGCCACCAUUGUUGAUGACGAAGAGGAGAAGCUCUUCGCUAUGCAGCUAAUCACCGAUAGCGUCGUGCCAGGCCGCUGGCAGAAUACCCGGCUGCCGCCGACCCGGGCUGAGAUGCAGAGCACCAGCAUCCUGCGCGUGAAGAUUGCGUCUGGCAGCGCCAAGAUUCACGAGGGGAGCGCUGUCGACGAUAAGCAUGACCUUGCCAACGAAGAUGCCCUCAAUAGCAUCUGGACGGGCGUCGUGCCUGUCUAUACUGCCAUGGGAAGCCCUCUGCCGGGGCCGCAUAAUCGGGUCGAGCUGCCUGAAUAUGCGUCUGAGUUUUUAGACCAGUUCAACCAGGAAAGUAAGGAGCACAGUAUUGCUGCGGCUAAGAAGGAAUAG
This is a messenger RNA of Hirsutella rhossiliensis, 777 nucleotides long. Its product is annotated as pyridoxamine 5'-phosphate oxidase domain-containing protein. Lineage: Eukaryota; Fungi; Ascomycota; Sordariomycetes; Hypocreales; Ophiocordycipitaceae. The transcript is spliced from 2 exons. The record is from RefSeq and is a predicted model, not a curated record. Bases 1 to 777 code for a protein of 258 amino acids.